Molecule: messenger RNA, 390 nt
Organism: Striga asiatica
Lineage: Eukaryota; Viridiplantae; Streptophyta; Magnoliopsida; Lamiales; Orobanchaceae
Source: the annotation of a GenBank genome assembly
AUGCUACCGACGACGACGUCGGACACCGUUGAACGCCUUUUGCAGCGGAGUGCGGCCGCUGUCGUCAUGGUCGCCGGCGAGCUCGCCAUCGGACGUGUGGCCGAUGAUGGUGGCGCUGUGAAGAUCUGGCGAGGGCGAGGCGAGAUCCGGCGAUGGCGGGGCGGCGCUGGGUGUGGUCGGAGGCGGCGGGAGGUGGGUGUGUGCUGUGGUGCCGCCGUGUCUCUGUGUGCUUCACAAGUGGCCCAAAAUUCCAUAGCCAACGGCAUCCUGUGGCAGGAGGAAUUGAAAUUAUUGCUGUCCGAGUUGGCAAGAAAAGCUGAUUGUCAGUACGACCCCUGGCAUAGAAAAGGGUUUGCAUGCGGCUGUAAGAAGGCCACAUUUGCAACAUAG